This is a messenger RNA of Pelagomonas calceolata, 1115 nucleotides long. Lineage: Eukaryota; Pelagophyceae; Pelagomonadales; Pelagomonadaceae. The record is from the annotation of a GenBank genome assembly.
CUGGGCAUCCCGCACGCCUGGACGGACACAUUCGCGCAUCACUGUCGCCGUUCGCCGCGCCAGCCGCCGCGAGAAGCCCGCUGCCGCGCAGACAAAGCUAUCCCAAGCAGGGGUCGCCACUCGCCGCGCCAGCCGCCACGAGGACGCCCGCAUCUCCGAGAGCAACCAUGGCCAGCGAGGCCGAGACCGCCAACACAACGGCGACGGAGGCCGACCUCGCGCGCGUGCUGACGCGACAAGACGAGCCCGAGGACCGAAGCGACGAGAUCCGACAACUGCGCGAGGAGAAUGCAAGGUUGAGAAAAUGGGACGAGCUGACAAGGGAGAUCGAUCGGGACGAACGCAAUGAAAAGGACAGCAAACAUUAUGCGCAAGCUUUGGUACAACAUGCGAGGCAACAACGCGCGGCGAGAGAAGCGCGGGAAGCGAGGGAAGCCGAGAAGGAGUUCAAGGCCGCCGAAGCAGCUUCGUCACUGUGUAUCACGGAGCGCGGCGCGGGCCCGCACGAUGCGUUCGUCCGGGCCGUGAUCAAGGGCGAUAAUCCAAAAAUCGCAAGGGCACCGAAGAAGAAUCCUACGGUGGAUAUGAGUGAAGCGGAGAAGGCGCGGAAGGACGGGAACACGGCCAUAGCCUUAGGGAACUACCGGAGGGCCUUCUGGCGCUAUGCUGAUGGGUUGAAGGCUAUUCGAUAUGCAGAUAACGACGACGAGGCCUCGUCCCUACGAGCGACUUUAUAUGCGAACCGAGCCCAAGCCGGGUUGCAUCUGGGCUUCCACCAGGCGGCGUGUAGGGAUGCCGCCGCUUCUCUCGUGGAAGAUCCUUCCCGAUUAAAGUGCUGGCACCGCCUGGGCACGGCGCUGUUCAACACCGGCGACCACGCCCUGGCCUUGGAUGCGUGCCUGCGGGGUUUGGCGCUCAAGCCGGACCACGCGCCGCUGCGCGCUUUGGAGCUCAAGGCGUCCGCGGCGAAAGCGGCGGACGACGCGGCGACGGCGGCCGCGGCGCCUCCAGUACCUGCGCCGGCGCCGGCGCCCGUCGUGGAGCCGCCGCCGCCGCCGCCGCCGCCGAAGGCGUUCGAGCAUAGUGCGCGCAAGCCGGUGGCCGUGAAGGCCUAG